This is a messenger RNA of Pygocentrus nattereri (red-bellied piranha), 4225 nucleotides long. RefSeq names its product ADAM metallopeptidase domain 10a (gene adam10a). Bases 47 to 2347 code for a protein of 766 amino acids. The record is from RefSeq and is a predicted model, not a curated record. Gene Ontology annotation, cellular component: synaptic membrane; plasma membrane. NCBI's taxonomy places the organism in Eukaryota, Metazoa, Chordata, Actinopteri, Characiformes, Serrasalmidae. Gene Ontology annotation, biological process: membrane protein ectodomain proteolysis; Notch signaling pathway. Gene Ontology annotation, molecular function: metalloendopeptidase activity involved in amyloid precursor protein catabolic process. The transcript is spliced from 16 exons.
CGUAAAGCCGAGCAGAGCGAGGGAGACGGAUGAGGCAAGCGGCGCUAUGGAUUUAACACACCGCGCCUUCAUUAAACUCUUUCUGCUCUUAUACUGCUUCAGCCGCGGCGCAGGUCAGUUUGGGAAUCGUCUGAAUAAUUACAUCCGUCACUAUGAAGGCCUGUCCUACGACACUGACUCCCUCCACAGUAAGCACCAGAGAGCCAAAAGAGCCGUGUCUCACGAGGAUAAAUUCGUUCACCUCGAAUUCCAGGCCCACGGCAGGCAUUUUAACUUGCGGCUGAAGAGGGAUACCUCUCUGUUUGCUCCAGAUCUGAAGGUGGAAAUCUCCGGAGAGGAGACGCCGUACGACACCUCACACAUUUACACAGGAGAGCUGUUCGGAGAGCAAGGCAGCCUGACUCAUGGAUCCAUCGUGGAUGGAAAGUUUGAAGGAUUCAUUCAGAGCCAUCAGGGCACGUACUACGUGGAGCCGGCCGAGCGAUACCUCAAAGAUCGGGAAGUGUCGUACCACUCAGUCAUCUACCACGAGGAUGACAUCGACUAUCCUCAUAAGUACGGCAGGGAGGGGGGCUGUGCGGACCACUCUGUCUUUGAGAAGAUGAAGAAGUACCAAGCAUCUGCGAUGGAAACUCCUGCACAGCUGCGCCCCCUGCAGGAGAAGAAUAGACAGCGUGAGGAGGAUGACAAGUGGAUGUAUGGGCCAGUAAUCCUGAGGAAGAGGCGUGCAGCGCAGGCUGAGAAAAACACCUGCCAGCUGUUCAUCCAGACAGAUCACCUCUUCUUCAAAUACUACGGCACCAGGGAGGCUGUGAUAGCACAGAUUUCCAGCCAUGUGAAGGCCAUUGACUCCAUCUAUCAGAGCACAGACUUCCAGGGCAUCCGGAACAUCAGCUUCAUGGUCAAGAGGAUCAGGAUCAACACCACACUGGAUGAGAAGGACAAGUCCAAUCCAUUUCGCUUUGCUAAUAUUGGAGUGGAGAAGUUUCUGGAGCUGAACUCUGAGCAAAAUCAUGAUGAUUACUGCCUGGCCUACGUCUUCACUGACAGAGACUUCGAUGAUGGAGUUCUGGGACUGGCGUGGGUCGGAGCUCCCUCAGGAAGCUCAGGUGGGAUCUGUGAGAAGAGUAAGCUCUACUCAGACAAUAAGAGGAAGUCUCUGAACACGGGCAUCAUCACUGUGCAGAACUACGCCUCCCACGUGCCCCCUAAAGUCUCCCACAUCACCUUCGCCCACGAGGUCGGACACAACUUCGGCUCCCCUCAUGACUCUGGCAGUGAGUGCACUCCUGGUGAGUCGAAGACUCAGGAUAAGAAGGAGAGAGGGAACUACAUCAUGUACGCCAGAGCCACGUCUGGAGACAAGUUCAACAACAACAAGUUCUCCAUCUGCAGCAUCCGCAACAUCAGCCAGGUGCUGGAUAAGAAGAGGGGGCUGUGCUUUGUGGAGUCUGGUCAGCCGAUCUGUGGGAACGGCCUGGUGGAGGCUGGUGAACAGUGUGACUGUGGUUACAGUGAUCAGUGCAAGGAUGAGUGCUGCUACAAUGCGAACGAGCCAGACGGCAGGAAGUGCAUGUUGAAACCGGGGGCUAUGUGCAGUCCCAGUCAGGGCCCGUGCUGCACCCCUCAGUGUAACUUUAAGAGCCGCGAGGAGCAAUGUAGGAACGAAUCAGAGUGUGCUCUACAAGGGAAGUGUAACGGGGAAAUGGCUCAGUGCCCCACCUCCGAACCCAAACAAAACUUCACCACCUGCCACAAUGAGACACAAGUCUGCAUCAACGGGGCCUGUUCUGGCUCUAUCUGUGAGCGUUUUAGUCUGGAGAUGUGUACAUGUGCCAUUGAGGAGGGUCAGGAUGAGACAGAGCUGUGCCAUAUCUGCUGCAUGCAGAAGAAUCAGCCCAGUACCUGCAGAAGUACAGGCUCUAUGGAGUGGGAUAAAUACUUCGGCAAAAAAGUGAAAACCCUGCUGCCCGGCUCACCCUGCAAUGACUUCAAGGGCUACUGCGAUGUCUUCAUGAAGUGCAGGCUGGUGGAUGCUGAUGGACCACUAGCCAGGCUGAAGAAAGCCAUCUUUAACCCAGAGCUGUAUGAGAACAUUGCAGAGUGGAUAGUGGCUCAUUGGUGGGCUGUGCUGUUGAUGGGCAUCGCUCUCAUCAUGCUGAUGGCUGGAUUCAUUAAAAUCUGCAGUGUGCACACGCCCAGCAGCAACCCCAAACUGCCCCCACCCAAACCACUGCCAGGAACUCUGAAGAGAAGGAGAGCGCAGAACCCCAGUUCUCAGCCUCAUCCUCAGCGUCACGCCCGCCAGCCAAGGGAUUCCUAUCAGAUGGGGCAGAUGCGCCGCUGAGCCGGACUCUUUGCCUUUGGUUCUUCCUAGUGCCUACAAUGGGAAACACUUCACUCCAAAGAGUUACCUGAACCAAUCGAUGAACCCCAUCCACAAACUAAGAAACUAGCAAAAAGAAAAACAAUAUCCGCGACAAAUGGACUUCGGCAGACUCGGCUCAUAAGAACAACACUUUCACAGAGAUGUAAGAAAAACCACUGCUCUGGCCAGCAGCCCAGCUGCCCUCACUCAGCUCAGAGAAAAAUCCAGAAGCUAUCGAUGAGGAGGAGGAGAGAAUCACUGCUUUUUGUUCUUAUGUGGUUUGACUUUUCUUUUUUUCCCCCCUUUUCCUCUUCCCCGCUCAACUGUUUUUUUUUUUUCUUCUAAGUGGAGUACCUCAGGGUUCUCCUCUCUGUCCACUUCGAUUCUCAUUUCUUUGCCCUUCUGUGUAUCGUUUUGAAGCACCGCCCCUUUGGGCGAUGGCAAAUCACAUGGAUUCACAUGUUGCCAGUUGAGGCAAGAGCUACUUCCACAGAGACUCAAUUGCCAAUGUGUAAUUAAAGUGUUUUAAAUGAAAAAAAGUUUUUACAUUUUCUCUCCCUCUCUCUCUCUCUCUCUCUCUCCCUCUCUCUCUCUCUCUCUCUCUCUCUCUCUCUCUAUCUCUCUAUCUCUCUAUCUCUCUAUCUCCCUCCCUCCCUCCCUCCCUUUCCACUGUUGUACAGAUAUCACAAAAUAGUUUCUUGUUUGGUUCUUCUUACAUGAUUAUUUUUUUCAGCUGUUGGAUAAAGAUCAUUUACUAUUUAGAUUGACACUCAGGAUACAUUAAGAAGCCUAAAUCACAGUGUCGGAGGGAGGAAUGGAACAUUUCCUGAUGAUUCUUUGUGAUGUGAUUUAUAUAUAUUAUUUUUUUUUGCUUUUGAUUUCUUCAUUUGGAUCUGUUCCUGCUCUGUUCUCGAGCUGAGAAUGGUUUGCCUUUCUGCAGCGUAGCUCGCGCUUGCGUGGUGGUGUGGAUUUGAUGUGCUGACCAGCUGAGAAAUAGAGAGAAAGAGAGAAACGAUUUGACUUGUGCGAUUGCGAUAGUUAGAUGAGCUAGUUUGAUAGCGUAGUCAUUUAGCACGCUCUCAGUCGAGGAAGAAGAGUGAGGUGUAUUUUGACUGCAGGGGCGCUGCGUUCUCACUGCGGCAUGUUUUUAUUUUGUUUUUCUUGUCGUUUUUGCCGACUUUUGGAACUUUGAAUUGUCAGAAAAACCACUAGAAAAGAUCAGGCGGUGGCUUUUUGCCUGUUCUUCCAUCCAUAAGAGUAAAAAAAGAAAUGUAAGAGGCAGAAAUAUUCCCCAAGCUGUAUUUUUCCAUAGUCUACUAAGGUUUUCUGAGGCCGUUCCUUCUGAUCACUGCUGCUAAUACAGAUGCACAUUGGGAGAAUGCUGGGGUUCAACAGCCGGCCUAGAGAGAAGAUUCAACAGCAAGUAGGACUUUGGGUUUUAUUCACUUUUUGUAUCACAGCAAAUACAAACUGGGACGAAACAAACCGAGCCAGCUGACCGUUCCAGUGCCUGAUGACCAGGAAAGGUCCCAGAUGGCUGAGCUCUACCAGUAUGGACAAACACUCGUCUCCCAGCUGUGUAACGUCAGCCUUCGCUCUCUCUAUCUCACUGUGGGCAGACGUUUAUUAGAAGCGGGCAGCACCGUCCCGCGAGAGCCUCACUGUUUAUCAGCCCUGACCAGCUCCAGCUCCAGCUCCAGCUCUGCUGACCACAGAGGGCAGUCUGGAGAGCAAUAAUAAAAGUGCAACCAAUCUUCUGUCUCUUUUCUUGUUCAUUUUCCUCUUGUUCUUUCUUUCUUUCUCUUGUCUUUCUCAUUCUUUCCCUCAUUCUUUUUCUUUUUUAUUUCUUCUCAUCUU